Molecule: messenger RNA, 804 nt
Organism: Leptosia nina
Lineage: Eukaryota; Metazoa; Arthropoda; Insecta; Lepidoptera; Pieridae
Source: the annotation of a GenBank genome assembly
AUGCCUCGCCUAUCGUACGUACUUCUCGCGCUCGUCGCACUCACCACAGCCUCCGAACCGCAGAGGCCGCGACUCAUAGACUUCAACCCCUGGUCAUGGAUUCCCAACGACCGAAACAAAUCUCCAUCGAUCAUGGACUACUUCUUUCCCCCGUCUAGAACCCCAAAACAAUCCAACUUAGACCCCCCGGCGGACAGACAACCCCCGACAUUACAAACCACCUUAGAAGACGAUGCAACUAUGACCACACUUAACGAACGUUUCACCACCACGGGUAGAAAAUCUCACAACAAAAUUAAAACCACUAUUCCAGCCCCUCGCCCGACGGCUACUGUUCCUCCAAAGACCAAAAAGACCUCUCACAAAACCGUUCCUACCGAAACAACUGUUGAGACAAAGAUCACUCAGACUAUCAAAAAUGAGCCGCCCACAACCGUGAAAGCGACAGUCCGUCCAACAAAGCAUUACUCCAUACGUCCAGUGCGCACUACAGAAACACCAACCGUACAGGAAACUGCCUCUACCAUUAACAUGAACGGCGAUAGCACUGAAACUAUUGCCGUCGAAACACUAGGAACAACCAAAGAGAUCGUGAAAGAGACCAUUGUGCCAACUCUGAGUACAGAUCAGCAUCCAACAGACGGAUCUUCGACGGUGACUAUGGACAGCACGACGUUGACAGAGAGUACUACGGAAGCGGCGGAUAGCCGCGAAGGAUACCUUCCAUUGCGAGACAAGCCUCAGCAGACGCACGUGAAAAUCAACGACCAGACUAAGAAAGAGGUCAGUAAAAUAGAUUUUUAA